Molecule: messenger RNA, 978 nt
Organism: Eremothecium sinecaudum
Lineage: Eukaryota; Fungi; Ascomycota; Saccharomycetes; Saccharomycetales; Saccharomycetaceae
Gene: HEM13
Product: coproporphyrinogen oxidase
Exons: 1
Coding region: 1-978 (325 amino acids)
Cellular component (GO): cytoplasm; mitochondrial intermembrane space
Molecular function (GO): coproporphyrinogen oxidase activity
Source: RefSeq, a predicted model, not a curated record
AUGGCAGCAGGGGACCCUUCAAGCAGUAUGCGCGCCCGGAUGGAGGCACUAAUUAGGCGGAAACAACGUGAAAUUACAUCUGGACUGGAAUCCUUGGAAGAAACCGCAAGAUUUAGGGAAGAUACGUGGGAACGUGAGAAUGAUGGUGGUGGUGGUAAAUCAUGUGUUCUGCAGAACGGUUCAACAUUCGAGAAAGCGGGCGUUAAUAUUUCCGUUGUCUAUGGGGCCCUUUCUCCCGCUGCUAUUCUUUCGAUGAAGUCCGAGCAUAAGAAGCUUGAGAUUCCGCUUGACCCUAUUACAGGGAAGCCUACUGAGGGAUUGCAAUUUUUUGCUUGUGGAAUUUCUUUAGUUGUCCAUCCUCAUAAUCCCCAUGCUCCAACUACACAUUUAAAUUACCGUUACUUUGAAACCUGGAAGGACGAUGGAACCCCUGCCGUUUGGUGGUUUGGUGGUGGAGCAGAUUUAACUCCUUCAUAUCUAUAUGAAGAAGAUGUUAAAUUGUUCCACAGUAUGCAUAAGGAAGCUCUUGAUAAGCACGAUACGAGCUAUUAUCCAAAGUUCAAAAAAUGGUGCGAUGAAUACUUCUGGAUUAAACACCGUGGCGAGAACAGAGGUGUUGGAGGUAUCUUUUUUGACGACUUAGAUGAGCGUGACCCUUCGGACCUUCUAGCAAUGUGUGAGCAUUGUCUAGACGCGUACCUGCCCUCUUACCUACCAAUCCUUGUUCGUAGGAAGGAUAUGCCAUAUACUGCCGAAGAGAAGGAAUGGCAGCAGAUUAGACGUGGUAGAUAUGUGGAAUUCAACCUUGUUUUGGAUCGUGGCACCCAAUUUGGCCUACGUACGCCUGGUUCCCGUAUCGAAUCCAUUUUAGUUUCAUUGCCUAUAAACGCAAAAUGGUUGUAUGAUCAUCAUCCUCCUGCAGGGUCCAAAGAAGAAGCACUUGUCAAGAUUUUGAAAAAUCCCCGUGAUUGGUUGUAA